Camelina sativa (false flax) is the source of this 3378-nucleotide messenger RNA. The record is from RefSeq and is a predicted model, not a curated record. Lineage: Eukaryota; Viridiplantae; Streptophyta; Magnoliopsida; Brassicales; Brassicaceae.
CCAUAUGAUGAGUCCAUAGAUUUAACACAUCUUUGAAGUUGGAAAGAGAUAUGGUCUAUUCCCAUAGAUAUUGACAUCAUCAGGUAAAAGAUAGAGUGAGGUAAGCAUCAUUGCUUGUAACCUUUGGGCCGACAGAGAAGGUCCACACAACUCACUGCUCCAUUGCUACAGCUCAAUGGAUAGUAGUGUAUUUCACCACUACAUCUUAAAUAUAUGAGUUUUUUUUGUGUGUAAUUUGAGCAUCAUCAUUGACUUCGGAAAGAAAUAUAUACUAUAAUGUGUAUGUUCAUUAUUCUGCUUUACUUUUAAUUGAACAAUACAUCUGAAGGGCUUUACCUUAAAGGUUGUACAGCAGCUCAGUCCACGAAUGUUUCCAGCCUCUACAAGAUGGACCGACCCAUUUUGAUAGAUAAAUAUGUUUGUUUCACUACAUAACAGAGCUCUUUACAAGUCACAUUAGUAAGAUAUCACUAGAUAUUUUUAGCUAUGUUUGAGUCAGUCUCUAAAGAAUAUAGCGAAUCAUUGUCAUGACUCUACAAUAGUAUUUACAAGCAUUAACAUAAAUAUGCUACAAAUCAGGUUACAUAUGUAUCACUUUAAUGCCAAGUUCUGGCUAUCUCUAUUCUCUGAUCAAGAAGUUGAGUCAUGUGUUGCGGAAGCCGCACAAAGCGCAUCAAGAUAUGUUAGCGCCUAAAGUGUUGUGUAAAAAAAAAGUAGAGUUAUAUUUUUUUGUAAUAUCUGCUAUAUGCAAAUAGUUAGUUGGGACAUGCACAUUGCAUGACAAGACAGUCAGAUUGAGAGAGAGAGAGAGAGAAGCAAAACAUAAACGCCAUUGCCGUUCUGCAACUACAUUCUUGUUUUCAUUUUAUUUAAAUAACAUCUCAUGAACAUUCAGAACUUGUUUCUUAAUCUGACAGCUCUCAUCUCCUCAGAAUUUCCGUCCCUUUGGUGUCUCACAUGUGCUUAUAGAGGUAUGUUCAUGAUUCUCAAGCAUAUAUAUUAAGACUUGAGUUUGUUAAGGUUAUCAUUUCUUGUGAAAAACUAGAGCCUAGUUACUGUAAGAAUUUGAGUUCCUUGAUGUAGUUUUUUAGCAUCAUCAUGUUCAUCGAGUAUGGUAAUGGCAUGUAAUGAAAAAUACAGAGACAAGUAUAUUGAUUAUGCUUCAUCCUCAUCAUCACAAUGAUGUUCUACAGAUUUAGCACUAAGGAGGCGCAGAAGAGAUGAGGGCUAAAGCUGCUUCAGGGAAAGCUAUAAUAGUGCUGUGUCUUGCUAGCUUUCUUGCAGGCUCAUUGUUCAUGAGUCGAACUUUGAGUCGCUCUUACAUAUUUGAAGAAGAGGAUCACCAUCUCACAAAGCAUCUGUCUACUAAACGUUUAGACAUUCAAAAGGACUGCGAUGAACAUAAACGCAAAUUGAUAGAAAGCAAAUCCAGAGACAUAAUAGGAGAAGUAUCCAAAACCCACCAAGCAGUAAAAUCAUUGGAGAGAACAAUGUCAACGUUGGAGAUGGAGUUAGCAGCAGCACGUACCAGCGAUAGAAGCAGUGAGUUCUGGAGCGAACGGUCAGCGAAAAACCAGAGUCUACAGAAGGUGUUUGCAGUGAUAGGCAUCAACACAGCAUUCAGCAGCAAGAAAAGACGAGACUCGGUGAGGCAAACAUGGAUGCCAACAGGCGAGAAGCUAAAAAAAAUCGAGACAGAGAAAGGGAUUGUUGUAAGAACGUUUGGAUUUUUAUUUGCCAGGUUUGUGAUAGGACACAGUGCAACACCAGGAGGAGUACUAGACAAAGCCAUUGAUGAAGAAGAUUCAGAGCAUAAAGAUUUCUUGAGACUAAAACACAUUGAAGGAUAUCACCAACUCUCAACAAAGACAAGACUAUACUUCUCAACAGCAACUGCAAUGUAUGACGCAGAGUAUUACGUGAAGGUAGACGAUGAUGUUCAUGUCAAUUUAGGUAUGCUUGUUACAACACUUGCGAGAUAUCAAUCAAGACCGAGGAUUUACAUUGGUUGCAUGAAGUCAGGUCCUGUUCUUUCACAAAAGGGAGUAAAGUAUCAUGAGCCAGAGUUUUGGAAAUUUGGAGAAGAGGGUAACAAGUACUUUAGGCAUGCGACUGGACAAAUUUAUGCAAUCUCAAAGGACUUAGCUGUAUAUAUCUCCACUAACCAGGGAAUACUGCACCGGUACGCGAACGAGGAUGUGUCAUUAGGAGCGUGGAUGCUAGGGUUAGAAGUGGAGCAUGUGGACGAGAGGUCAAUGUGUUGUGGAACACCACCGGAUUGUCAGUGGAAAGCACAAGCCGGGAACGUGUGUGCAGCGUCGUUCGAUUGGUCUUGCAGUGGGAUAUGUAAGUCCGUUGAUCGUAUGGCUCGUGUACACCAAGCUUGCGCGGAAAGAGACACUCCCCUCGCUAAUUUUCGCUUCUUGUAUUGAGGUUUCACUUAAAACUUUGCUUAGUUAAAACUUAAAAGAAUAAGGAAGGUAAAAUAGUAAUAAAAAUAAAAAAAACUUGAGACUACAUGACUUUUUUUUUUUUUGUUUGGUGUGGAAAAAUUGGUUAUGUUUUCUUUGUCAUUUGGAAACCUUGGUUCUUAAGUUUAUGGGUUCUUUUUUUUUUGUUGGGUCAAUUGGAUAAGUCAAGGAUUUAAAAUUAUUUAGCAAGAAAGGAGAUAAUUGUGCCGGUUAAGGAGAUAAUCCACUCUAUAUUAUGCUUAAUCAAAGCUGAGCUAAUCAAGUAUUUUAUUCACAUUUAUGUUAUAAUUUUUUUAAUAAAUAUGUAUAAGUAACUAAAGAUCUUGAUUUUUUUUAAAAAAUAAACUUUAUAACCAAAAACAGGGGGGAAGUAAAGUAAAUCACUGGAUUUGUUUUUUAAAUAAACUUUUUUUUUUGGAUUUGCUUAAAUCAUUGGCUUAUAUUUUAUUUUCAAACAAAACCAAAAGAAAAUCACUGGAUUUAUGUGAUUUUUUUAAAAAGUUUGGAUUAAAGAGAUUUCCACAAGAGGAUCGAGGUGUCACAAUCGGAAUUGGAUAGGACUUUACUAAAUAGGCUAAUUAAGCAGAGAGGUUAGUACGGCUACUUUAGUAAUUUAAUAUUUUUUUUUAAAAAAGGAGAAUCAAAACGAAAGAGAAGUCAAAUAAGGAAAAGAAAAAAAAAAGGCUUGGAGAAAAAGAAAUCGAAACCGCCUCGAAUUUGGAAUCAGUGGAUGGGUCCCACUCCGUCCUCCAGAAAUUGGUGAGUAAAAAUAAAAUAAAAAGAAAGAAACAAAAAUAAGUAAAAAGCAUAUCUUCCUUUGUUCCUUCUCUAUCCCUCUCUCUAUCCCUCUCCCCACCAUCAGAAUCGGUCAAGCUUUUUUAGUCAAUACCCCCAAAAAACCCUAAAA